GCUGAGGAGGGUUGCAGUUCGGCGGAUACUAGACAAACGUGUUCAAUAGAAGACCGCUCUACUUUGAAAAUGUUGCUGCCUGAACACAGGAAUUACCCGCACCAACAAAGACAUACUGUCUUAUUCUUUAUCCUUCUAUGUUGUAUGACAGGUGUGUGGACCAGCCAGGUGGUGGUGCCCCACAAGGUCAACGCCGUGCUGGGGAAGAACGUGACCCUGGGCUGCCGGGUGGAGGUGGGCAGCAACCUGAGCCUGACCCAGAGCACCUGGGAGCGCAGGCUCCCCUCCGGCUCCGUCACCGUGGCCGUGUACAACCCCGUGUUCGGCAUCUCCAUCCCCCCCGACUACGCCCGCCGCCUGUCCUUCCGCUCGCCCUCCUCCCUGGAUGCCACCAUCAUCCUGGAGGACGUGGGCUUCGCCGACAUUGGCGUCUACACCUGCAAGGUGGCCACCUUCCCCCUGGGCAACACACAGGCCUCAACCACCGUCAGCGUGCUGGUGGAGCCCAAGGUGUACGUGUCGGCCGGCUCCUCGCCGCUGAUCGACGGCGGCAACGAGACGGUGGUGGCCACCUGCAUCGCCGAGCGGGCCCGCCCCCCCGCCCAGGUCUCCUGGGAGUCCAACCUGUUCGGCCAAUCGGAGGCGCAGCUGCUGGACGAGGCCAACGGCACCACCAGCACCCAGGUGCGCUACGUGUGGCAGCCCACGCGCCACGUCCAGGGCCUGGCCCUCGCCUGCGUGGUGCGCCACCCCGCCCUCCAGGCCGACUUCAGGAUCCCCUACCAGCUCAACGUGCAGUAUGCUCCCGACAUCUCUGUGGUGGGCUACGACGGGGACUGGUACGUGGGCCGGGAGAACGUCCAGCUGACCUGCAAGGCCAACUCCAACCCUCCAGCCCACCACUUCAGGUGGAUCAGGCUGGACGGAGAUAUGCCCGAGGGCGUAGAGGUGGUGAACAACACCCUGCUGUUCCUGCGCUCCCUGCAGAAGAACGACUCGGGCGUCUACAGGUGCGAGGUGGCCAACGACAUCAGCCUCCGCAGCCGAGACCUGCGUAUCCUCGUACAAGAUCCUCCCACCACCUCCAUGCCCUCCACAACCCCUGCGCCCGUCCUCCCUGCAGCCUCCUCCUCCUCCUCGGGGGGGGAUAAGCGGCAGGUUCUCUUCACCUCCCCCACCCUGGCAGCCCUGCCUAGCAGCAACCUGGGCAGCAUUGUGGGCGGGGCGGUGGGCGGGGCGCUCUUCCUCCUCCUGCUGCUGUCGCUGGGCGGGGUCUGUUACCUGCGGCAACAGCAGACCUUCCGCGGCAACUAUUACACAAAGCAGUACCUGGGGCCCUUGGACAUGCAGAAGGCCCCGGCACAGCACGAGCUGCAGCCCACCAAGACGGGUAACAACUACGGCUCCAACCACCAGGACCGCGACCGCGAGGAGUGGGGGGACCGCGAGCGGAACCACGACCGCCGUCACCUGAACGACCAAAGCCACUGCCACGAGAUGGGGGGGAAGGCCAACGGCCACACCAGGGCCAUGAGGGAAGCUCACCAGCACCAGGAGCACCCGCGCUACUCCAGCCCCCAGCAGCCUGGCCACGCCAGAUACGUCCCCCCCGCCGCCCCCGCGGCCAACGGCUCCCCCUACCUGUCGGAUGACUGCUACGACAGCGGGCCGGAGGGGGACUACGUGUCUCACACGGACGGCUCCGUCAUCUCUCGUAGGGAGUGGUACGUGUGACCCAUGACCCCUCCCACGUCAGACUCCUCCGCCAGGGAGACGAGACGCCACGGGAGAAACGUCUCAGAGGGUCUCGUGCGUUAUUUAAGAAAGGACAACUCUCUCUCUUUCUCUCCCUCUCUCUUACUCUCACUCUCUCUCACGUUGAGCGUUUUCGUCCUUCCUUUCCCAAGAAGACUCUUUAGUCUGAGAGCAUCUUUUUCUUGACGUUUGAGCCCCGUCGUGGACUGUGUGGAUUGCCUAGCCACACUGGUCGGUGGUGUGGGCAUGCCUGUAUUCUGCACUGGAGGGCAAAAGUUGCGUUUGUUUUCAUGUGUGUUCGGAGCCUGAUUUCUCAUGCACUACUGUCUCUGCCCGGUGGGGUUUUUGAGGUCGAACGCCACGCCAAUUGACGUUUGUAAACUAAAUCACGGUCUUGGCUCGGUCAAAGCAACCCCGUGCCACUUCAGUGGGUCUUUUUGAAAGAAAAAAAUGCUCAAGUUCAACUGAAGACCUUUUUACAUGAGUUGAUCAUCUGUUCCCAUGUCGGGAGGAUUUGAGGCGUAUGUCUGAUCAUGGCAUCAAGGGGGUAUAAUGUGAGAGUAGAAGGGAGAGCUGGUACACCAUGAAGUCACCCACGCGUCUCAGUUCCUGAGAGGGCCUUCUUACCACCAUUGGAGAACAGAGAGAGGGAUGAAUCAUCCCCAGGGAU
Hypomesus transpacificus is the source of this 2425-nucleotide messenger RNA. RefSeq names its product nectin cell adhesion molecule 3b (gene nectin3b). Gene Ontology annotation, cellular component: adherens junction; apical junction complex. The transcript is spliced from 6 exons. NCBI's taxonomy places the organism in Eukaryota, Metazoa, Chordata, Actinopteri, Osmeriformes, Osmeridae. Gene Ontology annotation, biological process: heterophilic cell-cell adhesion; homophilic cell-cell adhesion. The record is from RefSeq and is a predicted model, not a curated record. The coding region runs from base 70 to 1734 and encodes 554 amino acids.